Messenger RNA from Brassica rapa (field mustard), 3072 nucleotides. RefSeq names its product putative FBD-associated F-box protein At5g56700. Lineage: Eukaryota; Viridiplantae; Streptophyta; Magnoliopsida; Brassicales; Brassicaceae. The record is from RefSeq and is a predicted model, not a curated record.
GCCAUUAGAAGAAAAGAAAAGAGAAAUGAGAGUACGAUGAAGAGAAAGAGAGAGAAAGAUAACAAUGGAGAAGAUCGCACCUAGUGCUCUGAUACCAUGAAAGCUUGGUUAAUCUCCUUGAGGAGAGUGGUUCUAUUCACACGGCAUAAAUAGCCAAGGUUGUUACAUGAGUAUCGUAACUACAAGAUUUCACAAAGAUUGUAUCUUAUCUACUAAGAGAAUAUUCUAUAUUCUAACAUUGUCUCCUUUCGUUGAUGAGUAUGUGGUAGUGACUCCUUCUCUGAAGUAUUUCAAAGUUGAGGAAUAUAUGUUGAACUACUCUUAUUUGGUUAGACAUAUGCCUGAGGUUGAAGAGGCAGACAUCAAUGUCCAGUAUUAUUUGUUUAAUAUCUUCGAUUCCUUCACAUCUGUCAAACGCCUCUCCUUGUGCGUAUCAUUCAACAUCAUUUCAGAUGAGUAUAUGUAUCAUGAUGGUAUAUUCUUCAAUCGGCUUGAACAUCUGAAGCUAUGUAUACGCUUUGAUUAUUGGUCCAAGUUGCUUUUCCGUCUGCUCCAUGAUUCUCCUAAUCUGCGAGUUCUUAAUCUCUGUGUCUCUUCACUUUUUACAGAACUUGAGGAAUAUGAUCUAGCGAAACUUGUAGAAGAUCUCUUCGAUUCUGAGUUGCUCAUAUUUGUUUAACUCUCAGUAUCUUUGGUGUUUUGGCCUGACAGGUGAAACUUGUAGAUCAUUAACUUAUUCUGUUAUAGACUUAUUAUUCCUUUUGUAUGACUCUCGGGUCCCAACUCCUAAGCUCUACUUUCUCUUCAUACAAUAUUUGGGAACAUUUAGGCUAGCUUUGUGAUAUUUUUAUUAUGUUGCUAUUCUUAGAAAGUUAUUUUGUUCUACCAAAGCAAACACUUCACCAUCGAACAAACACAUUCCAUUAAUGAACUUUCAAAAAUACACUUUUAAACUAUCUCUAGCUCGUGGCAGUGGAAGGAUACAAGGCAACUAAAGCCUAUAAACACUGUCACUGUAUCAAUUCCUUCCAUUAAAACUUUUGUAAUCUAUUUAUCAUUAAAAAAAUAGAACAACUUCAAAAUAUAACUAAGUUUUACUCUAAUCUUGCUACUCUACUUUUUAUUUUAAAAUAGAGAAAUGAAUACAAAACGUAGAAAACAGAGUAUGGCUUGGAUAUGUUCUUAAGUCAUGUUAAUAUUUUUUGUUAUUUUUAAUACUUUCUGGUUUUUCUAACUACAAAAUUUUACAUUUUCUUGAUAGUUAUAAAUUUUCUUUUUUUAACUGUGUUUUAGUAUAUUAAUUAACUAAAUGACUUAUUUUGGUUUAAACAAGAAUUUUAGUUAUUAUUUUGCUUUAUAAUUUAUUUUCUUGAUAACUACCAAAUUUUCAUAUUUUUAUAAUUUAAUCAAUUUAACUAUUGGAAAAACUAUUUCUUCAUAAUAUUGUUUAGUAGAGUUUUGUUUUAAACCAAUAUUAUAAAACAGCCUUUUUAAUCAUAAGUUGCUUAAAUUAUAAGAAAAAUAUAAACAGGUUGGAGAUCUCAAUCUUCAAAACAGAAAUAUAUGAACAAUGUACAUACGAAAUGCCAACUUGGUUUGACUUUAAAAUAUUAGCUCGAGUGGAGUGCUGAGUACAAUGGAAUCUCUGCUACUUUUUAUUCGUCAUCAUCACUUUGUUUGGGACAAUAAUUUACUCUCUUUUUCUGUAUUCUCUGCUUUCUAGAUAUUUUCAUAAUUCGUUGUAGGCUUAUUAGGCACUCAGAUGGUUACUGGUAGGAACUAAUCGAGAUCAGGUGAAUUAGUAAAGAUUUGAAUCUAUUGAGUUCCGCAAGUGUUUCAGUUUGGUUUCGGUUUUGAAAACUGUUUUUUUUUUCAAUCUUGUCAUUGUUUUAAUUUCCCCACAGGAUUAGAAAUAUUAAUAUAAUUUUCUUUUUUUUAAACAUAAAACUAAUUGUUUCCGUCUAAUUUUUAAUGAUUGAUUAUUUUAAUCCUAAUUUUGUGCAGCAAAUGUUUGUUAGAGGAUAAAUAUAUGCAUACAAUAUUUGAAUACUGAAUAUGCCAAUUGCAAAUACUUGAGAAAUAACAAACUAAUUUUCUUGUUAUGAUUUUUAAUGUAAAAAUUCAUGUCAUUGAUUAAACUGAAUUUACAUAAUCAUAAUACAAAGGAUAAGUUAUGUACUUAUGUUCAACUUGAGAAGUUUUCUUCCUUAACUAGGAUUUUUAGGGAAUAUAUUAGUGUUCUUGAAUUCAAAACUUAUAUGGAUAAUAAUGACAAAAAAAUUUUGUUAUUCCUGAAGUAUUUAUAAUCUUUAUAUUUAAUAUUCAAAUAUUGUAUACGCAUAUUUAUUUCUCAAUUAACCGUUGACCGCACAAAAUAAAUAGUCAACUGCUACAAAAAAUAGACAGAAACUGUUAGUUUUCUUUUUUAUUUUUUUUUUUGCUAACCGAGUAUCCUGGCCCCACCGAGAUGGUCCAGACUAGAGACCGAAGUGAGCAAGGACGCUGCCAGGACGUCACCAUGUGGCUCACCGUGUAACGGUCUUCGGUCUCGGAUGCUGCAGCCCAUAUGUAAAUUCUGCAGUGGCCAAGACUCGAAUCCAGGGGCGGGCACUCCAUCUGGAGCUCCUAUACCACUAGACCAAAGCAAUUUGGUUAGUUUUCUUUUUUAUUCAUUGACGUUUUGACUAUUUCGUUCAUAAUCUUAUAUAGUCAACAAUUAAUUAAAGAAUAAAUCUGCACAAACAAUUCGUAGAUAUAAAGAUACUGAUUGCCAAUAGUGUUUAGAAAUUAAAGAUGGUGAUUGCACUAGUUGAUGAAUCAAAAGCUCAUCGUCCUGCUCUCUGCGGCUUGUGUCUUCGUAGACUAGUGAUGUUAUGUCAUACAGUUACUUUUAGAGACUCGUGAAUUUCGGUCAUCUUUAUAUAAACUUGCAAGACAAAAAAGAAACAACUAAAAAAAAGUAAAAAAAUUAUUUAUGAAUUCGUUCUUAUUAUUUAUUGGGAGUCCUAAAUUGCUAUAAGGAGUGGAAAGUAAAAACAAAAAAAAAAAGAUAGUUUACAGUUUCAUUACAAA